GGCAUUUAAUUCAUCAUGGCAUCAGUUAACCAAGCACCUGAGGCUCCAGAUAGGAGCCAAAAGGAUGUGCCUGUGGGAGCUACUUCCCCUCAUGAAAAUAUUACUUGUGACCAGACACUGACUGAGCAGGCCAGUGCUAAGGAGAACAUUCCUGAGAAAAGUAUCUCCAAUGUGAUGGAGCAAGGACAAGAAAUGUCUUCAUCAACGGUUAACAAAAGUGCUGAAUCAAACAAGGAGAAGCCAGGGCCUCAACCUGCAGAAACUAAAGAAGGGGUGGACAAAGCUGUGCUUCAUCCUACUGAACAGGACCAGGGUCAUGGAGGCAAGCUGGUGUCCUGGAUGACUGAUGUGAAAGGCAAAGCAGUUGUGAAAAUGACAGCGACCUCGGCUCAAGACAACCUGGAGCAAACUAAAACCAUAACUGAAGGUUCCGAUACUGCAGACCAGCCAACGGCUACCAGCUCUGAUAUUAAAAUGCUGACAGCUGGAGAUCUGUGCUUUCCAAUGACCAAAAUAAAACCAGCUAAAGUGCCAGCUCCCAUUGAAGGGUCUGUAAUGGGAAAAGAGAGUUUCUAUGCCUACUCGGAAUAUUUGACAUCAAAGCCUCACAGUGAUGGACCUCAGUAUUCUGUGGCCAAGAUGCAACAAGACACAAAGGAUGGUCAAGAGGUUCUUUCCUUCUUGAAUAAGCUUCUGGAUCUGAUCAAUGUAGGAAAGAGGGGAACUGAAUCAACACAUCUUGAAGUUCAUGAGCAUUUGAAUCGGAUCCUGCUUGACUGGAGAGAGCACCAACCAAAGAAACAAGAGGAAGAGUUGCUAUUAGAAAAACCUGAACAGGCUGAAUCUCAAUCACUGGCCAUGACUCUCAAACUUUCCAACCAACUACAAACCAUCUGUCAAAACUUGGCUUCAAGUGUUCGUGGGUUGCCUCUUCACAUUGAAGAACAAGUACAACAUUUCUGCAAAUGGACAGCAGAGAUCUCCAGCACCCUGUCCUCGGCCACUUCUUUUCAGGACUUGUCUGCACAAUUCCUCGCACAGAUGAGAGAGAAACUGAUGAAGAUUGGUGAUGGAAUGGAGCGGGUGAUGGACUAUGUGCUUAACGAUGCAGAUGUUGAUUGGUUGAUGGGACCCAUUAGUCCACACCUGAAUGAAGGUCGGGAACCUAGGAAUCCCACAAAUAAAUGAAGGCUGGUGUCAAUGUAGAAGGAACCUGGAAAAUGGAUGAGAGCCAAAUUGAGUAUUUCAAUUGUAUGUUUUCAAACUUCAUGAAGAUGUGACUCACUAUCCAGUUAAGAAUUCCUGCUUUAUUUCAGGUUUAAAUUUGUCCAGUCUAACUGGAUUUAGAUUUUUAUUUGGUAAUCACACUAAAUUCUCCUGUAAUGGGAUUGUAAUAAAAUGCAUACAAAUAG
This is a messenger RNA of Hypanus sabinus (Atlantic stingray), 1412 nucleotides long. RefSeq names its product perilipin-3-like. Lineage: Eukaryota; Metazoa; Chordata; Chondrichthyes; Myliobatiformes; Dasyatidae. Gene Ontology annotation, cellular component: lipid droplet; cytosol. The coding region runs from base 16 to 1188 and encodes 390 amino acids. The record is from RefSeq and is a predicted model, not a curated record. The transcript has 7 exons. Gene Ontology annotation, biological process: lipid storage; positive regulation of triglyceride storage.